UGACCAUCCCAUUGGCUCGCUUCCUCUGACGUCAAGACGUCUUGUUGUUGGUGAAGGGGCGGGAGCAGGACACCGAGGGGGAGCUACCAACAAGCAGCAGGAGCAUCAGCGAGAGGGAGCGUCCGGAGGAUGCUCGUGUUUCAGCAUGCGGUGACUGAGACUGAUCCCUGAAGGCACAGUGGGUCCGGUAGCUGCAGCAGACCUCUAGCUUAGAUGAAGGAUGAAGAGCCCGGUGCACAGAUGCAGGGACGUGGAGCACGGGCGUGGGCAGGGCAUGGCACAGACCACCUGCCUACAGGCCGAGCAGCGCAUUCCUAUCUCCAAAGACGUCAUCACUUCCUCCUCCGCGUCGGCCAUGUGGUUCAUCAGGGACGCCUGCGGCAUCGUGUGCGCCGUCAUCACCUGGCUGCUGGUGUUUUACGCGGAGUUCGUGGUGCUCUUUGUGAUGCUGCUGCCAUCCAAGAACCUGACGUACAGCAUCGUGAACGGGACCCUGUUCAACAGUCUGGCCUUCCUUGCCCUUGCCUCACACCUCAGGGCCAUGUGCACUGACCCUGGGGCGGUGCCAAAAGGGAAUGCUACAAAGGAAUACAUAGAAAGCCUUCAGCUGAAACCAGGGCAGGUGGUCUACAAAUGUCCCAAGUGCUGCAGCAUCAAGCCUGACCGAGCACACCACUGCAGUGUUUGUAAACGCUGCAUACGGAAGAUGGACCACCACUGCCCCUGGGUCAAUAACUGUGUUGGGGAGAACAACCAAAAGUACUUUGUGCUUUUUACAAUGUACAUUGCACUCAUCUCUCUCCACACUCUGGUCAUGGUGGUCUUCCAUUUCCUCAACUGCUUUGAAGAUGAUUGGACAAAGUGCAGUUCCUUUUCUCCUCCAGCAACAGUCAUCCUCCUCAUACUCCUGUGCUUUGAGGGCCUCCUCUUCCUCAUCUUCACCUCUGUGAUGUUCGGCACCCAAGUCCACUCCAUCUGUACCGACGAGACCGGCAUAGAGCAGUUGAAAAAGGAAGAGAGAAGAUGGGCUAAAAAAACUAAGUGGAUGAACAUGAGGGCGGUAUUUGGACACCCUUUCUCCUUAUUAUGGUUUAGUCCCUUCUCCACCCCUGACCACGGGAAGGCUGAGACCUACCAGUAUGUGGUGUGAGAGCUCAGCGCAGGGAACGAGGUCGGCCGGGGUCAAAACAAAAAAAACAAAAAAAAAAAUGGUGGGAAGCGCCCUGUCCAGCCCCACAGAGCUCAGCUAUGGCAGUCUGCUGCUCCCAAUGCAGAACGACAGUUCCGCUGUGUCUCCCACGCUAGACACGGACAGCUUUCAUCUGCUUUUUGUGUUGCCAACUAAGUGCGCUAUCCGUUUUUUUUAUCUGUGUGUCGCCUCGAGUGAGUGGAGUUGCAGAGAAAAAGAAAACACUUUGAGUUUGUGAAUCCUGUUUGCAGACACUGUGAUGAACCUGUUCUGUUUUUAUUUGAGUUGUUGUAUCAGAAGCUCUCGAUUUUUUUUUUUUUUUUUUCUCGCUCUGUGUUUUUAGUCAUGCUCUCCCUUCAGGGUUAGCUCAGCUCAAUUCCAGAAAAAAAAACACACUUUCUCACUCAUCACUAGUGGUGUCUGGACAGACUUAGUUUUAUGUGUGGAGGUUUUCAGAUAUCCACCCCUGAAACUCACACCAACCAAUACAAUGGAAGAGAAUGGAAUGUAGUUUAUGACACGAAUGAAAUGUUCUCAGAGCCCACAGUGUUGUGUUGAACUUGCUUGUUUUGCUCAACCAACAAAUAUAUUCACCAGAAACAGAAAAACCAAUAAACACUGACAUUUGAUGAGCUGUAAAUGUGAAGUAAUUUUGUGACUUCAUCACUGAAUAAACAAAGCGUUUCAGGACUGUUCUUUUAAAACCUUUCACAGUGACAUCUGUAGAUUACUCAAAGCAACCAGGGCAUUUGCAUUUGUCACAUGAAGCUUCCAUUCACCUCCAUUGUGAUAGAACGAGACCAGGAAAUAAAACUAAAACUAUCUGCAUGUCCACAUACCACUAGAGCUAAGUGUAAAAAUCUGUCUUUUUGUGGUUUGGGUGAAUUGUCAGACAGUAAUCCACGGUUCAAUUCAUGGUUCAGUUUUCAUAUUGGAGCCAUUCUGCAAACAUCCAUUCUAUUACUGAUCCUUUUAAAUGGCACCAAACACAGCACGUCAUCAUUCUUAUUGUGGUUGAUUAUGAUUGUAAACAUAUUUUAAAUAUCCUGUUGGGGAAAAAAGGAGACACAUGGUUUACAAGAUGCACUGAUCCUGUUUUUAUUUGUUUUUGUUUGUUUUUUUCUCCCAGAGAAUCUGAAAUCUGUAAAUCUAAUGUGAUGUUAUUUGAGGUUAAAUUCAGCUGUGAGAUGGCUCAGUAGACUGUAUCUCACCAUAGAAGAAGAAAGGUGAUCCUUUUAAACUGUAUUUGAGCCUCACGGCAGACAGGAAGAGAAAAAAAAAACACUGCAGUUUAGUUGUGUGUGUUUUAAAUGGUUUGAGCUCCAUGUUGCCCAAGUGUGGAACAUUCUCCCCGAUUCCUCUCUGAUACAUGCUCGACAUGAACAAAGCCUUUUAUUUUACCAAAACAAGCCGGGAAGUUUCACUAAAACGCCGGCUUGCUUUGGUCGUGGCAGAUUUUUUUUUUUUCCUUUUUUCGAGUCACUCUCAUGCUCAAUGGAGGAGAUGAAAUGGUUCGAGCCAGAACAAAUGUCAGCCCCUGCUUUGUGUUUCAGCGGGAGAACAUGGCUGUUAGAACGUGGAGUUAACAGGAUGUCAACAAUCACACUGUAACAUUAUGUCAUGCUCCCUUUUUUUUUGAGGAAAGGUUUGGUCGCCCACAGCAACACUAAUACUGCCUGUUCGUGUAUGUGUGUGUGUCAGCUGCUGUGAUCUGAGCUCAUGUGGUGUUUUGAUGUUGUGAGCAUGUGCCAAAUUCAAUGAACUCCACAAUAAACUCGUUUGGGAGAGCUACUAAGUGAAAUUCCUCAAAAAAAGGAACAGCAGCUUGGUUUGAAGCAGAGAACAGGUUACUGAAUGUGGGAGUCAAAGGGAAGCUCUGUAUGAACAUGUAUAACUGCAUACACAGCUCUCUGCACUAUUUCAGAUCACUUCAAAGCAUUUAACAAAGUAUUAACAUUCGUCCUUCACAUGUACUAAAAAGGCUACUCAGCACUUUGUAUUUCUCAUUGAGGUUUUCUUCUGUGCUCUGCUCUGAAGUGUGCAUUUUAUUCUUCUAUUCUUUGUUUACAUGAUAUGGUAUGUAUCUUUUGGUUAUCUGAAUGCACGGUACAGGUGAAGGUGACGUGUGUGAAACUCUGCUGGUAUGAUGGUGAUGAAGUCUCACUGGUGAUGAGAGUGAUGGUGGAGAUGAUUUGUUUUUUACAGAAACUUUAAUUCUUUCUAAAUAUUCUGAAGAUAUUUCAGCACAUGCGCAGAGAAUAAAUACUUCUCAGUUGCGAUGCAGAAACUGUGUUUGUUUGCUUCUUUGAAUGUAUUUACUUUUCCUCUAAAUGUACGGAGGACAAUUAUGUCUGCGCCUCUCAGUUUCUGUUGGGAUAUCGUUUGAAAGGUUUCUACUCUCCCUGCAUAAAGUCCUGUCACACCCUG
This is a messenger RNA of Larimichthys crocea (large yellow croaker), 3616 nucleotides long. RefSeq names its product zDHHC palmitoyltransferase 3a (gene zdhhc3a). The transcript is spliced from 7 exons. Bases 221 to 1150 code for a protein of 309 amino acids. NCBI's taxonomy places the organism in Eukaryota, Metazoa, Chordata, Actinopteri, Sciaenidae. Gene Ontology annotation, molecular function: palmitoyltransferase activity. The record is from RefSeq and is a predicted model, not a curated record.